Dovyalis caffra is the source of this 1317-nucleotide messenger RNA. Lineage: Eukaryota; Viridiplantae; Streptophyta; Magnoliopsida; Malpighiales; Salicaceae. The record is from the annotation of a GenBank genome assembly.
AUGGACACCCAAUUUGACCGGUCUCCUAUCAAAACCAUGUCUGAAAUUGGGAAACUUGAACACAAGAACUUCAUAUGCAAGUUCAGAUUACGGAAAGCUGGCCUAAUCUCCUCUGACGAUGAGCUGGUUUUGGACCUAAUACUACACCCAUCAAAGUUAACUGCGGCUAUAGACAAAUUCAAGAGCAAUAGCCCUUGCCGCCCUUGCCCGCCAGAGACGCUGCAGAUGAAAACCUCGAGUUGUAGGCGUAAGGCAGACAAAUUUGCAUACGAAGUGAAACCAAAAAAGAAAAUAAAACUUUGUAAGAAUCCUAAUAGUUUGCCCCUUCGCACGGAUAAGCCGGCACUGACAAAGCGAGAUGAUCUUUUUAGACGGACUAGGAGAAGUCGACAGCAUUCCAACGAUCAAGAUAGAGUGGCAGUCAACAAAGAUCACUGCAAAGAACGCAAAGCAUUAGUUCUGGGUCAACGAUCAAUCCCUUCAUCUUUCAUCUCUCGCUCUUCAAAUCCUGCUAGAGACUCUAAACAAGAUGGGCAAAAGGAAGAUUCAAAGAAGAAGUCUUGCGUUUCCUUUACGGAUUUCCUUGACAAGAAGUUGCACAAAAAUACUGUGCUACCCAAAAUAUUAAAGGGGAAAUCAAGGCCUUUUUGGUCGCCAUUAGGUCCUAGCAAUGUUGGUGGACCUACUGAUCACCAAAUUGGGGUUCAAAAAGAAGAGCAAGAAAAGAGUUCCGUUCUUGAUCAAUUGGUUUUUGAGCAGUUUAAGCCUACUGGUGCAGAAAAAGGAGAUGAUCUAGUUUCAAUUGGUGACGGUGAAAGAGGUGAUGGCAUGGGUCCAUUUGGUGCAAAAGUAAUUUCUAGCUCUUCAUUUCUUAUAGGUUCAUCUGGUGAUGGUGGAAAAGGAACCUCCACCACUUCAUUUGGUAUAGGUUCAAGUCAUGUUGGUGAAGUAGGAACUUCCGCGGUAAACGAUUCCAGAAAAAGGAGGAACCCGUUUCGAGGCAAUCGUCAGUUCUGGGAGGUCGUCCAAAUCCCAAUCAAAAAGGAAGAAAAGAGAGCUUCACAGGCAACAAAAAACAAAGGCCUCUCUACAAUCAUUCUAGUGGCUCUCUUACUGUUGACAGACGCAAACGGUUCUGGCUGGUGGGACUGUGACAUGGAAGGUGUCGACUCAGAGGAAGUAGGCUUUGGUGAAAUAUGGGAAGGGUCAGGAACUCGUCAUGUUCAACCAAACCAUGUUUCAAGUUUAAAUGUUAAACUACUUACAGGCCCUUUGAACUACUUCAAAAGCUUAAUUACAAAUCCAUUCGUACCAUGA